AUGGGGCGGUCUCUCUGGCUCUGCCUGGCCCUCUCGCUGCUCGCCGGAUCGGCCCACGGGGACCCAGCCGCCCCGCCGGGGAGCAACCACUUGAGGGCCCCCAGCCGGCACCCCCGGAGCUACGACCAUCUGGAGGGCGACGUGCGCUGGAGGAGGCUGUACGUCUCCACCCGCUUCUUCCUGUGCAUCGACAGCAGUGGCAAGGUGCAAGGCACACGGUGGAAGGAAAGUCCUAACAGCAUCCUGGAGAUCCGGUCGGUGCGAGUGGGCGUCGUAGCCAUCAAAUCCGUGCACACGGGUUUCUACCUGGCCAUGAACAAGAAGGGGAAAGUAUACGGGUCGAAGGAGUUUAACCCCAACUGCAAGUUCAAAGAGCGCAUCGAGGAGAACGGCUACAACACCUACGCCUCGCUGCGCUGGCGCCCCGGGAACCGCCCCAUGUUCCUGGCCCUCAACGGCAAGGGCAGGCCCAGGCAGGGGGACAAGACGCGGCGCCAGCACCUCUCCGCUCACUUCCUGCCCAUCCUCGUCUCCUGAGCCGCACGCAGCCGCCCCGGACUGAGGCGGGUUGGGGGGUUGUUUUUUUAAAAGGACUCUUUGUGCUAUUUAUUAUUUUUUGGAAUGAAAAAGGAGAUGGGCUCUCCCCCUGCCCCGGGAGCGGUGAAGGAUUUAAAACCGCUGCUUGGAUCUGCUCUCCAGUGAGCAGCGCUGGACCCCCCCACUGGGCUAGAACUGACUCCCCGUGGACCCAGGAAGUGGAAUCAUCCUGCGUCUGUCACCCCGAGGGCUGGCAGCUCCCCCCCCCGCAGCAGGCCUCCAGGAUCUAUGGGCAAAAUGCUCCAACCAUUGUUCCCUCAAAAGACGGACCACGGCUGAAGGGAGGCUGAGCCACCCAAGUGGGAACGGCCAGACACUUUGGGGUUGUUUUUGUUAAAUGACGUAUCAAUGCACAUGU
Molecule: messenger RNA, 955 nt
Organism: Malaclemys terrapin pileata
Lineage: Eukaryota; Metazoa; Chordata; Testudines; Emydidae
Gene: FGF22
Product: fibroblast growth factor 22
Exons: 3
Coding region: 1-537 (178 amino acids)
Biological process (GO): animal organ morphogenesis; cell differentiation; fibroblast growth factor receptor signaling pathway
Cellular component (GO): cytoplasm
Molecular function (GO): growth factor activity; fibroblast growth factor receptor binding
Source: RefSeq, a predicted model, not a curated record